This is a messenger RNA of Psammomys obesus (fat sand rat), 2337 nucleotides long. It is a transcript of the gene Slc17a3, whose product is annotated as solute carrier family 17 member 3. Lineage: Eukaryota; Metazoa; Chordata; Mammalia; Rodentia; Muridae. The transcript has 16 exons. The coding region runs from base 685 to 2184 and encodes 499 amino acids. Gene Ontology annotation, molecular function: urate transmembrane transporter activity; efflux transmembrane transporter activity; voltage-gated monoatomic anion channel activity. The record is from RefSeq and is a predicted model, not a curated record. Gene Ontology annotation, biological process: transmembrane transport; monoatomic anion transport; urate transport.
GAGCCCUAGUGAGGAUCCAGGAUUGAGAGUGUGUCAGAAGCCAGAGGCCUUGAGCCACAUCCAGUGAACAUUUGCAACUUUGGCUGCAUGUUCCUUGGUUGCUGGUCUACUAUGCAUGGAAACUGUAAAGGGCACCAGAAGACAGCACAUUUAAGAAGAAAGAUGUGCAUGUGGAAUGUGUCUGCACUUCUUCUUCUUAUAGAGUGUAACUUCACUAAAAUAACUGUGGAAAUUGUAUCCAAUACAUGUUCAAAAAAAAAACAACUCUCUCAUUCCUCAAGACUCAGACCUCCUGAAUUAUUGCUCUCAAUGGCAGAACCUGCAGCUCCAAAUCCUCUUACAGUACUUAUAAUCAAACACAAAAUCAAAAGGAGAGAGAUCUAUCCAGAUCAUAAGGUUUUAAAACAGAACAAAAGUUGUUAGAAACACUGAAAAACAUUGUGACCAACUGUACGCAGGUGUCAGGCCCAGGAGAUGUCUCUGGGUUCAGGGGAGACAGCUGACAAAGAGGGAGGCUAUGGAAUACACAGUUGCAGGAGGAGCUCUGGCCUCUCAUUAAUGAUUAAUAAUUCAAGCUCUGGAGUGGCGCAGAAUACUGAGUGUCCUGGCAAGAGCUAAGAGAAGCCUGCUCAGAGAAAACACAGGAAGCCCUCCCUCAGGCACUAAGUUGAACGAAAAAACACAAUGGCCACAAUGGUAGAAUUGAGCCCCACGGGUGAGCAGAAUGACUAUGUCCUGGGCAAGCCAGCAGACAAGAAGACCCCUCCCCAAAGAGUUCCAGGUUUAUGUUCCGUGCGCUAUGGAAUAGCCUUCAUCACACAUUUCUGCAACUUCACAUUGUUGGCACAGAAUGCCAUCAUAAGCAUCACCAUGGUAGCCAUGGUCAACAGCACAGACCAUGCACCCCACCUCAACGGCUCCUCCGAAGAGCUUCCUGCUGGUUUAAAUGGCGCCAAACAUGAAGAAGCCUCAAAGCAUCUUUCUGUAAAGGCCCCUGUGUAUAACUGGAGUCCUCAAACCCAAGGAAUCAUCUUCAGCUCUGUCCAGUAUGGCAUGGUGCUAAUGCAGGGUCCUGGAGGAUACUUGGCUGGGAAAAUCGGAACGAAGAAACUGGUGGGAAUUGCACUGAUCGGGUCUUCACUGCUCACUCUCUGCAUCCCACUGGCUGCCAAUCUUGGACUAGCUUAUCUCCUGGCCACACGGGCAAUCCAGGGCUUAACCCAGGGCACCGGGUAUGGAGGUCAGUUGGCACUCUGGCAGAGAUGGGCUCCUCCGAAUGAACGCGGCCGACUCUGCAGCAUUGCAUUAUCAGGAAUGAUCUUGGGAAUCUUUACUGUCCUCCUUGUGGGCGGCAUCAUUAGUAACUCCCUCGGGUGGCCCUUUGUCUUCUAUAUCUUUGGAGGUAUUGGUGUUGUCUGCUGGAUUCUCUGGCUCAUUCUGGUUUAUGAUGAUCCUGUCUCUCACCCAUGGAUAAGCGACCCAGAAAAGGAAUACAUCUUAUCCUCCCUGGACCAUCAGUUCCGCUCAGAAGAGCAGCCACUUCCCAUCAAAGCCAUGCUUAGAUCUCUGCCCCUCUGGUCCAUGAGUCUUUGCUCUCUGACCCAUCAGUGGCUUGUUAACACCUUUGUGAUAUACACCCCAACAUACAUCAGCUCUGUGUUCCAAGUUAACAUCAGAGACAAUGGGUUCCUGUCUUCUCUUCCCUUUUUGGUUGCCUGGACCAUUGGCAUCCUGGGAGGCCAGCUGGCAGAUUUUCUACUGAGCAAGAAUUUUAGCGUCGUAACUGUGAGGAAAACUGUCACAACUUUAGGAACUAUUCCCCCUGCAACUCUCGUUGUGGCUCUGCCCUAUGUCCGAUCCAGCUUUAUCACAACAGUUACAUUUCUGACCCUUGCCUGUGGAAUAUGCCCUCUGAGUCAGCCAGGAGUCUAUAUUAAUGCAUUAGAUAUUGCUCCAAGGUAUGCCAGCUUUCUCAUGGGAACAUCAAGAGGAUUUGCACAUUCAUCUGCUGUGCUGGUACCCAUUGUUGGUGGCUUUUUCCUUAAUCAGGACUCUGAGUUCGGGUGGAGGAAUUUCUUUUUCUUAUCAUUUGCGAUUAGCCUAUUUGGUUUGAUCCUGUUCCUCGUGUUUGGGAAGGCAGAUGUCCAAGAAUGGGCUAAAGAGAGGAAGGUCACUCGCUUGUGAAGAUGUCCCAUUUUCAGUAAAGAAGUCAUUUCACACGCUGUUUCCUAUGUGGGAAGAAGUCCAUAAACAUGGCAUCAGAUCCCCUCAUCAUUCAGACUUCUUCUUUUUUUUUGAGAAAAAUAUAAGAUGAAUAAAACAUCAAGUAAAAUGUCA